CGAGUGCGAGGCGUCUGCCAUGCUUCCUCUGGAGUGCCAGUACCUGAACAAGAGUGCGUUAACCACUCUGGUGGGACCCCUGACUCCCCCGGUCAAACAUUUCCAGCUGAAGAGGAAGCCCAAGAGUGCGACCCUCAGAGCAGAGCUGCUACAGAAAUCCACAGAGACAGCCCAACAGCUGAAAAAGACAGCCGGAGUGCCUUUUCAUGCCAAAGGAAGAGGACUGGUCAAAAAGAUUGACACUACGACUCCUCUCAAGGGGAUCCCCAAGGCCCCGUUCCGCAGCCCCACUGCUCCCAGUAUGUUCAGCCCUCCCAGUAACCGCACACCUAUCGCCCCUGCACGGACGCCCCUGCGUAAGGAGAGGGGAGUCAAGCUGUUAGAUAUUUCCGAGCUGGAUAUGGUCGGAGCUGGAAGAGAAGCCAAGAGGAGAAGAAAGACAUUGGAAACGGAGGCCGGAGAGAAAGCAGCCAAAGAAGAAGCAGCAGUGGUGGAAAACACCACGCCCGACUACGCUGCGGGCCUCGUCUCUGCACAGAAACUGGGGGCAUUGAACGAGAAUCCUCUGCCGUCAACCAGCUACCUACCAGCCACACCCAGUAUGGUUCCCUCCUCCUCUUACAUUCCCAGCUCGGAGGCACAGCCAGCGAACGCUGGUGGUUCGGGGCGGGACACGCUGCAGUCGGCUCGCCAACCAGAGGAGUCUGCAACAGCGGGCGCUGGCGCCACCGCCACUUUACCAGGCCAGUACAAACAGAGGACGAUGUACAACGCGAGCAACACAGCUAAUCCAGCAACCCCCACGUCCCCCAGCACGCCAGCCUCCACCCCGGCCAGCAACGGGCCCCCAGCUGCUGCGACUGCCAUCUUAUGCUAG
This is a messenger RNA of Morone saxatilis (striped sea-bass), 877 nucleotides long. RefSeq names its product negative elongation factor A-like. The transcript has 8 exons. Bases 20 to 877 code for a protein of 285 amino acids. Lineage: Eukaryota; Metazoa; Chordata; Actinopteri; Moronidae. The record is from RefSeq and is a predicted model, not a curated record. Gene Ontology annotation, cellular component: NELF complex. Gene Ontology annotation, biological process: negative regulation of transcription elongation by RNA polymerase II.